This is a messenger RNA of Doryrhamphus excisus (bluestripe pipefish), 1582 nucleotides long. Its product is annotated as 7-methylguanosine phosphate-specific 5'-nucleotidase-like. Lineage: Eukaryota; Metazoa; Chordata; Actinopteri; Syngnathiformes; Syngnathidae. Gene Ontology annotation, cellular component: cytoplasm. The record is from RefSeq and is a predicted model, not a curated record. Gene Ontology annotation, molecular function: 5'-nucleotidase activity; magnesium ion binding.
CACGGCCUCGUUAAUAUCAUGAGUGUCUCACAUCUGUUCGCUACACAGCCAUUACCCGGGUUUGAUAAGCUAUUUCUCUCUGUUAACAUUUGCCUGGCCAUUCGUCUUUAUCUGUAAUUUAUAAUGUUGUAAAGUAUUAUACUUUCAAUAGUUAAAGGUUGAAAUUGAGUUUUCAAUGUUCCUACACUUGGAGAUGACACUCGAAGGCAGCCGGGGCAAGUCUUCCACACAGCUGAAGUGACUGUCGAGGACAACCGAUGACACGUUUUCUGCCAAUAUAAACUGUUUUGGUCGUCUACAUACAUUUCGUGGAAAUGAUUUCCGAGCUGUCCAAUCCCUCGGUGUUGAUGAGGGACCCUCAGAAGGUGGAAGAGAUCCUCCAGUCCAUGCUGAAGGCCGGCUCCAACACUUUGCAGGUUAUCUCAGACUUUGACAUGACUUUAACAAGAUUCGCAUACAACGGGAAAAGGUGUCCCACCUGUCAUAAUAUUCUGGACAACAGCAAACUCAUCUCACAAGAAUGUAAAGACAAGUUGAAGGAGCUGUUGAACACGUACUACCCCAUCGAGAUCGACUCCUCCAGAUCGGUAGACGAGAAGCUGCCGCUCAUGGUGGAGUGGUGGACCAAAGCUCACGAGCUGCUGGUGCAGCAGAAGAUCAGGAAGGACCUGCUGGCCGUGGUGGUGAGAGAGUCGGACGCCAUGCUCAGGGAAGGCUACCAGCUGUUCUUUGACCAUCUCUACGAGCACAGCAUUCCUCUGCUCAUCUUCUCUGCUGGCAUCGGGGACAUCCUGGAGGAGGUGAUUCGCCAGGCCGGAGUCUUCCACUCCAACGUCAAGGUCUUCUCCAACUACAUGGACUUUGACGAGGAGGGAGUGCUGAAGGCCUUCAAGGGCGAGCUGAUCCACACCUACAACAAAAGGGAAGGGGCCCUGCUCAACACGGGUCAUUUCCAGGAGCUACGUGCCCGACCCAACGUCCUCCUGCUGGGAGACUCCCUGGGCGACCUGACCAUGGCGGACGGCGUGCACAACAUCGAGAACGUCCUCAAGAUUGGAUUCCUCAACGACAAGGUGGAGGAGAGGAAGCAGUCGUACUUGGACUCUUACGACGUGGUGUUGGUCAAGGACGAGACCAUGGACGUCCCCAACGCCGUCCUGCUCUACCUCACCGGCAACAAGUGACGCUGAGGCGUCACGCAAGACAAAGACACUGGACGUUCUUUGGUGCGGGAAGUUCCACGCAAAAAGUUCAAGUAGGAAUCCGCCAUGCUUGUUUUACUAAAAAAAAAAAAAAAGAGUGAUGCUGCGUACAGGGACACUCGGCAGGACCAUACGGUAAGACAUCUUUGCACUGUUCACAUGGCAUACUGUUCAGUCUUCCACAUCUUUACUACAUUCUACUACUACUACGUUCUCGUCAGUAACACGGUGCUACUAAGGUGUCUAAAACGUACUUGCGUCAUUUCAGCCUCUUAGACUCUGGCCAGUCACCUUUGUUAUACCGUUUUGUGUUUUUUUACAAGAGUUCUCUUGGCACUGUUAGUCAGUCUUUCACCAAAAUAAAACAUUUUCAGACACCA